Molecule: messenger RNA, 4697 nt
Organism: Epinephelus moara (kelp grouper)
Lineage: Eukaryota; Metazoa; Chordata; Actinopteri; Perciformes; Serranidae
Exons: 17
Coding region: 221-2986 (921 amino acids)
Molecular function (GO): protein binding
Source: RefSeq, a predicted model, not a curated record
UGGAUCUGUGCAGCUCUGCCUGUGUGGACAAAGCCUCAGCUCUCCGCAGUGUUGAUUGGCUGGUUCCUUGUUGAUAUCCUGUCAAUCUACGAGUCAAAGGACUCGGUCAGUGUUUGCUAGCAUAGCAUGCGGCGCUGCAGACCCAACCAGGAAGUCAACAAAGUUGCUAAUUAAUAUUAGCUUCACUUUGAUUUCCAUCCACUAACGCUCAAACAACGGCAUGAGUUCCGCUGGUCCUCCGACGAUUGGGGAUUUAUUCCUCAUCCUCAGCGAGAUGGGGUUCUCACAGGAACAGAUCCAGGCAGCUGUACAGGCAGGGCAUUUUUCUGUGUCAGACGCGGCUGAGUGGCUCUUGCAGGGUCAGUUUCCACGGCACAGGUUGGUCAAGCAUCCAUCACAGCCAGCUGAGACAGCAUUUUCUGCUUUCAACCCACCCAAAGAGGCAGCAGGCACUUCAGAGACACAGAAAUCUCCUUCUGACAGCAGAGCAUCCCCUUCACUGGUGCUGAGACCAUCAAAAUCAGGUGCCCUGUCCCCAGAGCCGCUACCAGUCGAGUCUCGAAUCAAACAGGACAAGAGUGACUUUGAAGAGCAGCAGAGACAACGUGUUGCGCAGGAGGCCAGAGCAGAGAGAAGACAAAAGAAACAGGAGCGUGAGUUGGUGUUGAAGCGGAUAGCUGAGGAUCGGAGGAGCUUGCAGGAGAAGAACCAGGGCAGCGCUGCCACAGAGACGUCUCCUCCCAGUGGUCAGGGGCAGAAGCUCGGAGGAAAGAUUCAGACUAAUGUGGACAACAACUGCGUCCUCAUGAUUCGGCUCCCAUCCGGCGAGUCCAUGCGUGAGCGUUUCCCAGCUGAUGCUCCUCUGCGCAGUGUCGUGGAGCACAUCACCGGACGCCACCCCUCCCUACCCUCCUUUUCCCUCCUCCAGGGUUUUCCACGGAAACGCUUUGGCGAGGCAGAGCUUGCCUGUUCGCUGCGCUCUCUUGGCCUCACGCCCAACGCUGCGCUGUGUAUUCAGACCACUCCACCAGAGACACCCCAGGAUCCUCAGAGUCCUGCAGAUCCACCAUCAGUGGGGCAGAAUGUCCUGUCUCCUUGUGAUGUGUCUCCUCAGCCACAGAUCCCUGUCCUGGAGAGGGCGAGAGGACAAGACCACGUUCUGCCUCCUCCACUACCCAACCAGCUGUGGGAGGAGGCUGUGAAUUACGCAGGGAUACCUGGAGCUGGUCCCUCACUCUCUGGGCCGUCUCACUUCUGGGGCCGUGGCCAGAGGUUGGUUCCCGGUAAUGCUGAGGAAGCUGCUGGCAUCGAGGUUGAUGAGGAGCAAGGAGAAGAGGAAGAACCGCCUAACAUGCUUAACGGAAUGCCGAGGCUGCCUUUCUUUCCGGAGAACCGGAUUCGUGGAGAAUUUGAGCCCAGGCACCACUGGCCAGAGCAAGGCAAUCGACUCAGGGAGGCUCCAGAAGAGGACCCCGCAGAGCCUGAAGAUGCAGGAGGUCGGGCAGCGCCUGGAGCUGCGGGUCAGGCUGCAGUGGAGCGUCUUCAGAGAGCUGCACAGCAAGAAGACCCCCGUGCAUCCCAGGGACAACCGUCACCCCCUAAAAGACCCUUCAGGGCACCCAGCGUGCCGUCCCUAUGUGCCUUGGCCACCCGUGCAACUGUCCACCUCAUGACUGCUCCCAGCAUGCAGUACAGCAGCAGCCUGGCAUGCCUCACCCCAGAGCUUGCGGAGCUUCUGCUCAACCACAUGUCCCGUGAGAGGCUCCUGCGUCCCCGCACCUUGGAGCUCUUCUUCGGCUGCCCGUUGCAGAAGUUUGUCCUGAACAACUACCCUUACUCCACCAAUGAGCUCCUGCGGCAGUUACGGGCCUUCACAGCGCUGAAGCAUCUGAGUCUGGUCAACUCACCUCUAAUCACUGACUCUGGGCUGUCAAUCCUGUCCAGCCUGAUCAAACUCCAGUACCUUAACCUGGCCUCCUGUAGCAAACUGACCGACUCCUGUCUGCAGCAUAUCACAGGUUUGAAGAGCCUGUGUUUCCUGUCCCUGGACCAGACAAAAGUGACGGAUGCUGGGAUGGUACUAUAUCUUCAGUCAGCUCCAUCUUCUCUCUCUCAGCUCAGCCUGAACCAGACGGCUGUGACUGAAGCCACACUGGUGGUCCUGCGCGCCUGCGUGCCACAACUGCGGCUCCUCAGCAUCAAGCACACUAAGGUCAGGGAUGUGUCAGCUCUGGCAGAAAUGUCCAGCCUGCAGACUCUCAACCUGGAUGGGACAGGUGUGACAGAGAGCUCCCUGGAGCACCUGGCCACCCACCCUGCCCUGUCUUCCCUCAGUUUGGCAGGAAUCCCCGUAGCGGAUGGCAAUCAGGCCCUGCAGAUCAUCUCAGGUCUUAAGUUGACUCAGCUGACCCUCCCUGGGCGCCACUCUGUGACAGACAGCGGGUUGUCAUUCCUCUCGAGACUGUCUCUGCUCUCAGAGCUGGACCUGACAGACUACACACAAGUCACAGACCAAGGAGUCAGCCAGCUCUCCACCAUGAACAGGUUGAAGAAGCUGUCACUUAGCAACACGCAGGUGACAGAUGCGGGGCUUCCCUCGCUGCGUGGCCUGCAGGAGCUGCAGGAGCUCUGUUUGGACCGAACAGCAGUCACCAGCCGAGGAGUGGCCGAACUCAUCACCUGUCUGCCGCACCUCCAGGUGUUGGGGUUAGCCAGCACUCAGGUGGGGGACACAGUCGUGAGGAGAGGUCUGAUCCGCUGCAAGGAGCUUGUGAAGCUGAAUCUCAGCCGUACACGGAUCACAGACCACGGUCUGAAGUUCCUGAAACACAUGCACCUGGCUCAGGUGAACCUGGACGGCACCGGUGUGACUCUGAUGGGCAUUGCGAGCCUCCUCUCCUUCACCAACAUCAGCAGCAUUCGGGCCAGCAACACUCGCAGCAUUCCUCCUGACGAGGUCUCGGAUGAGGAGUGGGAAGCCCAGUAAGCGUUGAUACUUUCAGUUGGUCCACGCAUACUGUACCAGAGCACGACUAUGACUGCUGCGGUCCCCUUUUAACCCCCCUAAACAUGCUGCCCAAAACAGCAUAACUGAAACACUCCUCCUAUUUGCACUGUUUCAACUGCAGCUUGUGCCACUAAUCUGUCAAUCACGCACGCUACCAAGUUGAAACCUUAAACGGGAGCCUGGUUAUUAAAAACUAGGUCAUCAAUAACGUUUACAUAUAUAGAAUCAAUCCGCAUUUACUUGCAUACACUGCAGCCCUUUGUCUGUGGACAAACUCCACCUGACAAACUUAAAGCUUUACGUGCAGCCUUAUAGGUUGGAGCAAUCCGUGUUUCUCCUGGUUGGCACUUGUGGAGCUGACUAGCAGUAACAUAUUUAAUGUUGGAAAUGUAACAUAUAACACAGCAUGUAUUUUGAGACUGUAAUGAAUAACAGCCAGGUGUGUGUUUAAGUUAAAUGACAACCUUAAUAACAAAUUGUCAAUUCAACCAAAUGUGGUUGGAUUUUUUUUUUAUUUUUUUUUUUUAAGGACGUGAAGGCAGAUAAUGUCUUCCUGUAAUCAUUCUGUCACCUUAUUGAAACUAACAUUGAAUCUUGAGCUGUAUUCAUAUCAUUUGGGUUCAUUAGCUGAAUAAAUAUUGAAUGAGGAUUUCCCCAGACUUCACACCAGCCUCCUAAUGUUCAUUUUAUUUGUUAGCUUGAAUAUUUGGCACUACUAUUGCACAACACGUGCAGCCAACACUACUGCAGGUGAUGUCAGCUGUCCGAGAUGGUAAAAAUAUAGUUACCUCAGCUGAAGACGAGAGAUGUCAGCUCCUGCUGGUUUGUGAUUGGUUUGGAAUUCAUAAAGAUUAAAAGAAUGCCUUUUUUGCGCCUUUAUGGCAGCGUAAUGUUGCCACCAUGACUUCGGUACGUAGUGAUAACGAGAAUAGAUGUUAAAAUGUUUGACGGAUCUCGCAAAGUAACAAUCUUGUUACAAGAAACUGAACAUUUCUUGUAAUGGUGGCAGCAAAAUGCAGCUGUACUUUACGUCAUGUUGCUCCUAUUUGACGUGAACACAGCUUUACUGUAAGAGCUUAUAAUGGAGUUUUUAUAACUUGUGAUGUCACCUGUAUGGAUGUUAGUUUACAGCAAACCGCAAGUCACUGAAAAACUACUUUUCCCCUUUUAAGUGCAUCCUGGCGAUGCUUCGGAUUCGGUUGUUUAAUGAACGGCUGUCAUAUUAUGCUCUUUUAUUAGCGUUAGUUAUGCCAAGACUUGCCAGUAUUUGAGUUGGACAGCACAGCCGUUUUCUGUUACGUGGAAAGCAGGGUGAGCAGCGUACAUGUAGUGUAGUGGCUGUGGGAUGAGGUAGGAUCUAUGCAGCCAAGGGGCUCACAAGCCAGAAUCCAAAGCAACUUCUUUAAUCACUUCAAGUUUUGUCCUCAUGUUUACAGAGAUGUAAAAUAGUUUAUUUUCCCUAAAGGCUUUUGAUUUUUGGAUAUGAGCACUGUAUUCAUUAAGUGUAAAAUGAAUAAAGUCUUCUGAAUCUAAACAUGCAGUUUUUAUGUUCUGUUUAUUCAGACAACCCUUUAUUGCAUUACAUUGUUAAAUAAGGCAGAACUGCUCUUUUUACACAGAAAAAAAAGUCAACUUUUAAAUAUCAUAAAAUAUGACCUAAAAGCUGCUGCAUGUUGGGAUAAAACAGAAC